This is a messenger RNA of Rotaria sordida, 1023 nucleotides long. NCBI's taxonomy places the organism in Eukaryota, Metazoa, Rotifera, Eurotatoria, Philodinida, Philodinidae. The record is from the annotation of a GenBank genome assembly.
AUGAAUAAUACUAACUUAUCGCCAACAUAUAAUACGUCAGCUCGACGUAUUUAUCAACGUCGAAAUCGAAAAAAUCGAACAACUACCGUAUCUUCACGAGCUUAUUUCCCUUUAACAACAACAAUUGUAAUAAGAAACACUACAUUAUUAAUAAAUUCAUCAUCAGUUCCUAUUAAUGAUUUAUUUGCUCCAUUAUCUUAUCUUCUACAACAUAAAUACAUUUUUCUAAUUGGUCUAUCUCUUUUAAUAGCCUUAUGUCUAAUAUCAAUAUUAUUUCUUAUUUUUAUAUUAAAAUGUACAAAAGGUUGGAAAAUCCGACGACAAAACCGUAAACAUAAAAAAAUUUUAAAAACUAUUCCUGAUUUUAUUGUUGAUCAACAUGACACUAAAGAUGAAAAUGCUAUUUUACUUGAACCAAAUGGUGGAAUUAAUUCUUUAACAAAUAAUUCUAUAAUAACAAAUGGAAUACUUCCAAAAGAUAAUAUUAGUAAUACAUUUUCACUUGGUUCAAUGCUUGAACAAAAAAUUAUUAAAAAUAAUUCACCUAAUGCAAUACCAUUAUUACCAAUGGCUGAUGAUGCAUCAAUUGAUACAUUACGUGGUUCAUUGAUUUCAUCACCAUCACAACAAAUAUCAGUUAAUCAACUAUCAUCAACUCCAACAUAUGCAACAACAACAGAUUCAGCUAUAAAUUCUGAUGAUCGAGCUCUUGAAGCUGAAAAAGAUGAUGAUUUACAUGAUUUAGAUUUAAAACGUAUUAUGCCACGUUAUACAAAAGCAACAAAUAACAGUAGUAGUAAUAUAUUAGCACAUCGUUCAUCAGGUUCAUCAUUAGAACAAAGUAUUCGACGACAAGAACGACGUGCUGAAGAAGAAGAACGUGGUCUUUUACAUGGUUCUAAUUCAAAUUUAUAUGAAAAAGAAUUAAGACGAAUAGCUGAACAAGAAAAAUUUGCUAGAAAAGAACAUACAAAUUCUCAAGUGUCACUUGCUUCAAGGACUAGUGAAGAUAGUUGCUAUUAA